Messenger RNA from Homarus americanus (American lobster), 600 nucleotides. RefSeq lists its product as uncharacterized. The record is from RefSeq and is a predicted model, not a curated record. NCBI's taxonomy places the organism in Eukaryota, Metazoa, Arthropoda, Malacostraca, Decapoda, Nephropidae. Bases 1 to 600 code for a protein of 199 amino acids. The transcript has a single exon.
AUGGCGAGCCCUGGCGAUCACUGGGCUCUCUACGGUAUGGCGAGCCCUGGCGAUCACUGGGUUCUCUAUGGUAUGGCGAGCCCUGGCGAUCACUGGGCUCUCUGCGGUCUGGCGAGCCCAGGCGAUCACUGGGCUCUCUACGGUAUGGCGAGCCCUGGCGAUCACUGGGCUCUCUGCGGUCUGGCGAGCCCUGGCGAUCACUGGGCUCUCUACGGUAUGGCGAGCCCUGGCGAUCACUGGGCUCUCUACGGUAUGGCGAGCCCAGGCGAGCCCUGGGCUCUCUACGGUAUGGCGAACCCUGGCGAUCACUGGGCUCUCUACGGUAUGGCGAGCCCAGGCGAUCACUGGGCUCUCUACGGUAUGGCGAGCCCAGGCGAGCCCUGGGCUCUCUACGGUAUGGCGAGCCCUGGCGAUCACUGGGCUCUCUACGGUAUGGCGAGCCCUGGCGAUCACUGGGCUCUCUACGGUGUGGUGAGCCCUGGCGAUCACUGGGCUCUCUACGGUGUGGAGAGCCCUGGCGAUCACUGGGCUCUCUACGGUAUGGCGAGCCCUGGCGAUCACUGGGCUCUCUAUGAUACUGCCUGUCCUGGCGAUUAUUAG